Messenger RNA from Oncorhynchus mykiss (rainbow trout), 1830 nucleotides. The record is from RefSeq and is a predicted model, not a curated record. NCBI's taxonomy places the organism in Eukaryota, Metazoa, Chordata, Actinopteri, Salmoniformes, Salmonidae.
UGGUAAACUACAGACUGCAGCCAUUUCAAGAGUUACAGAAAAACCACUUGAGCUGGUAAACUACAGACUGCAGCUAUUUGAAUUGCAAACGUAAGCAAGAAGAUGAACAGAAUGGCAAGAAGUGAUCAUCCAACUCAUUCACAUUUGGUGGAAGAUGAGACAUGGUUCGGACAGCCAGCUGAUCUGAGGAUAGUUCUGUUGGGGAAGACUGGAGCAGGGAAGAGUGCAACCGGAAACACCAUCCUGAGGAGAGAGUGGUUUACUUCUGAGUCAAGUCCAAAUCCAGUGACUGAAAAGUGUGAGAAACAAAGUGGAGUGGUGGAUGGGAGGAAGAUUUAUGUCAUCGACACUCCUGGGAUCGAUGACACAUCAUUGACAGACACAUAUUUGAUUUAUAAAAUAUGGAAACAGUUUCGGAGAACAGAUAAAGUCGAAAUAGAGAAAUCCAUCAAGAUGUCAGUUCCAGGACCCCAUGUGUUUCUGCUGGUGAUCAGACUGGAUAGAUACACAGAGGAGCAAAGAAAAGCAGUGAAGUACAUCCAGGACAACUAUGGAAAAGAGGCCUCAGACUUCACUAUGGUAUUAUUCACUGGUGCUGAUCAGCUGGAUAACACAACAGUAGAGGAGUUUCUGAGGGAGAGUAAGGAUCUUCAGGCACUAGUCAACAGCUGUGGAGGCAGAUAUCAUGUCUUUAACAACAGAGAGCAGAGAGACCGUGCUCAGGUCAGAGAGCUGCUGAGGAAGAUAGACAAUAUGGUGAAGUUGAACAGAUACUACACCAAUGAGGUGUAUGAGAAGGCUCAGAAAGAGAUCAGGAACAGUCAGUUGUUAGAGUUGGGUGUAGGAGUUGCCUGCACAGCUACAGCAGUAGGACUAGGUAUCAAAGCCCCAAACAAGGUUUCCCUUAUAGGGAUAGGAGUAGCAACAGUUAUAGGAGGAGAGAUAGCACCGAUUGUAACCAAGAAGAAGAACAAUAAUUAACUACAGGAUAAGUGUCUGUAAAUAAGCCCUGAAGGAACAACAUGAUUAUUGCUAUAAUGAUUUAUCUUUGUAGGAUUUAUUAUUGAUGAUAUGGUUUAACAUUUACCCAAUUUUGGUUGUCACUGCAUUUAACCAAAUGACUAAAUCAUGCGUUAAAGUUAUUAAGUUAAUUGUAAGAGUUUUACUUUGCAUAAAGGAAGAGACAGUACAUUUGUUCAACAUGGCUUCCAUACCUGAAGCAUCUCUGGUUGUAAUGUAAAGUAAUUGAAUGUGCUGCUCGCUAAUCACAUUUAUUUAUUGUCUUUUGUUAUGUCCUUUUAAACAUGCUGUUAGGUAGUGAUGGGCACUCAUAUGGAACAUCUAUAUCGACGUCAGUUGUAUUGUUUCUAACCUACCCAACCAGUUGUAUUACAAUAUGAAGCUUGUUGAUGGCCAUCAGCAGGCAGCAGUAAGCUAAGUUGAGAGCCUGUGUAAGGGUGUUGUGCCUGUAGGAACAGUGAUGUGUGGUCUUUUACAUACAGUAAUGUUAACAGCAACGAUAAGGCCAUAUCAAGAAAUGCCUUGUCAUAUUGAUAUCAAGUUAUAUCAUAUUGAAUUAUCGAUAUUGAUGCCCACCAUUUCUGUCCUUCUUUACAAAGUUAUUUAUUUAUUUAAAAACUUUGUAAUACUUUUUAGAUUAUUUACAAAAUAGAGAAAUGUAAUAUUUAGUUGAUUCAUUGAAACUGCCCUUAAUGUUGACCUGUAUUGAUUAAACACGGGGCGGCAGGGUAGCCUAGUGGUUAGAGCAUUGGACUAGUAACCGGAAGGUUGCGAGUUCAAACCCCCGAGCUGACAAGGUACAAAUCUGUC